Volvox carteri f. nagariensis is the source of this 1913-nucleotide messenger RNA. RefSeq lists its product as uncharacterized. The coding region runs from base 114 to 1256 and encodes 380 amino acids. The transcript is spliced from 6 exons. Lineage: Eukaryota; Viridiplantae; Chlorophyta; Chlorophyceae; Chlamydomonadales; Volvocaceae. Gene Ontology annotation, molecular function: protein binding. The record is from RefSeq and is a predicted model, not a curated record.
CGCGCUCACCGCCUCCGCUGAGCCGCCACCUAGACGCCGCCUCCUGAAAUUGCGUUUUUUCCACCCUGGCCCCCGGCCUCCGCGGUGUCCGUGGAGGCCUGGCGCGGCCGAGAAUGGACCCGACCAUGGCCGCGCCCCGCGUAGCUCGCCGCAUUAAGUUUAGGCUUGAUGACGGCUCCUUGAUAGCUGACUCAAACCUUUUAGGUGUGGACGGAAACGGCAUCGUGCGUGUUGCUGUGGAGAGGUCCGUUGUUGACAGAAAUCUAGCCUCAGAGAAAGAUCUCGAGCGCCUCCAGCGGCUGCUCUCGCACCCCGAGCUGCCACAACUGCCUCAGCAGAAUGGAGGCUAUGAUGCACCGCCGACGAAGAAGGCGCGGCUGGAAGCGCGGCCAAGCCUCAGCGUUGGAGCAACCGAUUGGGUGGCCAAGUGCCGGGAGCUCAUUCAGCAGGUCAUUAAAGGGCUCAAGAAUGAUGCGGCCAUUUUCAUGAACCGCGUCAACGAGAAGGAGGUGCCCGACUACUACACGGUUGUGAAGAACCCGAUAUGGAUCAACCUAAUCAUUGAGAAGCUCGACCGGGGCGAGUACCCGACUGCACAAGAUUUUGCCGAGGAUGUUCGGCUGAUGUGGUCAAAUUGCAUGCUCUACAACCCGGUGAACACCCCGGUGCGCGUCAUUGGCGAAAAGGCCGAAAAGCGCUGGCGCAACGAGUGGGCCAACUCGGGUCUUGCGAGCGAGCGCACGAAACGGGCAACUGCUGGGGUUGCAGCGCCUAAGUAUGACCCCGAUUUUGAGCCCCCGGCGCCGAAGGUGACUACGGACCGGCCCACGAGAAGUGGCAAUGCGCAGAAGCGGCAGCCACCUGCAGCGCCGGCAGCAGCCCCUAGCAGGGGUGCGAACGGGGGGCGAGCUUACAGCCAUGAGGUAACGUCGGGUGGGAAAGGGCGAGAAAAGGCCUUGACGAAUGAGCGACGGAACCAGAUUGCUACCGAGCUGCAGAACGCGUUUGGAGAGCUAUCAGAAGAUCAGCUGAACGAGCUCAUGGGGCUGUUGCCGUCGGAGGCCAUGCAGCCUGACGAGUCGGGCGAAAUGGAGCUGGACUUUGAGGCCCUCGACGAUGCCAACCUGCGAAAGCUCGAAGCUUGGCUGCGGAAUGUGCGGGGGCAAGGACCUGUCUCGCCGUCACACAUUUCGCACAACCCCAGCGUCCGUUUGGAGGCGGCCGAUGUGGAUGACGAGGACUACCAUAGCGAUUGAGGCCGAGUCCAGCCCAAUUUUGUUGUCUUGCACGAUAGCAUCUGCUGUACAUUUACUUGCAGCAACUAGACAUUUCUAUGCUGUCGUGUGCUGAUUUGCACCUUGACUUCAGGGCAGGAACAUGCAUGGACUUAUGACCGCACAUGUCACUCGUAUCACUGAUGUUUUGACAUAUGACUUUGACGCUCUGGGUAGAACUAAUGCGCUCGGAUAUCUCCCGAGUAGUCUAACCUGCUUGUACAAGGGUGGGGGUUUUAACCGCUGCGGGUGUGCUAUGAAUGACUGGUUGGGCUGUUGACGGCGCUGGACCCGCUGCAUAUAAGCACUGUCCACAGCCCAAUCUGCGUUUGUCAUAUACUCGUAAAGGUACAUGUGCAGGCGAGCUGAUGCCGCUUGUAUUUGCGGUUCUAACGUAGUAACGGCUUGUUGAAACCGUGGAGCAUGCUGGAUGGAUGCUUUGACCAGGAGGAUGAGCGAAUGAGCGACCAAUUUAAGAUGGAAUGCGAGCUAGUGUCGUUUGGGUGCAUUUGAGUGUCCCCUGUUGUGGACAGCUAAUAUGCUGUUGCGCCGCCCGUAUAUGGUGAUCUCGAAACACGUUGACAUUGAACAGGGACUAGGUGCUCAAUGCAUUCAUUGUAAGGCUCCAAGCAGGGGUAA